Molecule: messenger RNA, 2900 nt
Organism: Diorhabda carinulata
Lineage: Eukaryota; Metazoa; Arthropoda; Insecta; Coleoptera; Chrysomelidae
Gene: tor
Product: tyrosine-protein kinase receptor torso
Exons: 15
Coding region: 103-2511 (802 amino acids)
Biological process (GO): positive regulation of kinase activity; multicellular organism development; cell surface receptor protein tyrosine kinase signaling pathway
Cellular component (GO): signaling receptor complex
Molecular function (GO): protein binding; ATP binding; transmembrane receptor protein tyrosine kinase activity
Source: RefSeq, a predicted model, not a curated record
GUUUUUACCCGAGAACAGAAAAUAUCUAUUGCAGUACAACGUUUUGUACCCUAUGGCUCAAAUGUGCAGCACGUUCAUAAUAAAACUCAUAAAUAUAACAAAAUGAAGUUCUGUGAAGUGAUACUUAUCUUGACAUGUUCUGUUUUCUUUGUUUCUUGUGGAAAAAAUGGCUCUGAAAUUUUGAAUGGACAUUGUUUAAAAUGUGACACUGGGGUUAAUAAGGGUCAUUCGCAAAGAUGUAUGCCGGAAUCAUAUGAAUGUCCUAAUCCUCCAAAAUUGGAACCCAAUCUAAAUCUACCCAAUCAUGAGAAAGAAACAACAACAAUUUCAAAUGUAAAAUUUUCGCCCCACAUGGCAAGUUAUCCUUAUUCACCAAUACCGCAUUGUAUAGAAACUACUUUUAUAGUUCUUCGUUGGAAAACAUCCCCUCAGCCUGGAGUUUACUACUAUAUUCGAUAUUACAAUGCCAAAAAUAGAAAUAUACGCUUCGAAUCUAAUGUGACGCAAUGUGGAUAUAUGACGCUUUUCGAUCUAAAACCGGACACUUUGUACAGCAUACAACUUGUAACUUCAAAAGUUCCAACUGAUAGAUCCUCUGUACACCAAAAGUAUAGUAGGUAUAUCAAAUUACGUACAAGGAAAGAACAUGUAAUACCUAGACAAGUCCAUCAAUUUUGGAUUGACAAAUGGAUUCUUGACGACCACAAGUAUACAAUUCAGGUGAAAUGGGAGAAAUCAAAAGAUCGUAGUUGCUUUUAUAAAUUAACUUAUUUUUCGAAUGGUGAGUGGAAUAAUGAAUUGGACAUAAGUGAGCCUUUAAUAAAUGACGAAUGGAAUAUAACAAAUAUACAAUUUGGAACUUACUAUACAAUAUCAAUAACCGCUUAUACAUCUCCCGAUGAUUUUCCAGUUUUAGAAAGUCCAAAAAAGUGGAUAAAUAUCACAACUCCUACUUGUUUGAAUGUCUUCAAUAAAAUAGACGAUUGCAUUCCAGAUAUGCCACAGAAUCUUGAAGUUAGAGAAUAUCUACUCCAGAACGUAAAAGAUAAGAUAUGUUAUAACGUUACUGUGCAGUGGGAAAAACCCCAUUACGACCCAUACUAUUACACAGUCAUAAUAAAAUUAUGGGAUAUCAAUACAACAUUGUCAUAUAAUAUAACCGGUAACAGCACAUCAUUUACGUUAUCAGAAAUUCAACUAACACCUAAUUAUGAUGUCAUAGUUAUCGCUUUCUCCACUAGAGGUGCAAGUCCUCCAGCUGUGAUUCACAAACAACGAUCAUCAAAUUUUACUACAGAAGAAUAUGAAGGAGAAGAUAUUCCCAGUUCUUCUGAAUCAAUGGAAGUUAUUUUAAUUAUAGGAAGUUCAAUGAUUUUGAUUUGUUUAGCAGCAUUGUUUGGACUGAAGAUAUAUUUACCAAUACGGCUAAAAAAUCAUAAAAGAGAAACUAAAGAGAAAUCUUCAAUACACAAUGAUUUAACUGCAAACAAAAUUAAACAAAUAAAAAUGGAUAAAUGGGAAAUAGAUACACAGAAGCUUGUGAUUAAAGAGAUUUUGGGUGGCGGUGCUUUUGGAGUGGUACGUAAAGCCUUGUACUAUCGAGAAAAGAAAGAAGAAAUCGCUGUUGCCAUUAAAAUGUUGAGAGAAAAUCCAACUUCAGAAGAAAUCGAACAGUUCCAUCAUGAGAUUCAGUUAAUGAAGUCUGUUCCUGAUCAUCCUCAUUUGGUUUCAUUAGUUGGUUGUGUUACACAAGACCAGCUCUUACUAGUUGUCGAAUAUUGUGCAAAAGGAGAUCUGCAAAGUUAUUUACGGGUGGCAUCGGAUAAGAUUUUGAAAGCUAAUCUACUCGCCCAAGGAGAUGAUUAUGUGGAGAGGUCAGUGUUCAAUAAAAUGUACGAAUUUGAUCAACUAAACCUUAACGACAUUCCAGAAACCAAGGAUCUUAUUUCAUUUGCCAGACAAGUUUCUUUAGGAAUGGAAUAUCUAUCAUCUUUAAAAAUGAUUCAUCGUGACUUGGCAGCAAGAAAUGUUUUGAUAACUGCAAAUAAUAUUGCCAAAAUAUCAGAUUUUGGUUUGAGUCGUGAUGUUUACUAUAAUAACAUGUAUUGUAAAUCGACCGGUGGAAAACUUCCGAUUCGUUGGAUGGCUUUGGAAUCUAUGACCCAUCAGAUAUACACAACUCAAAGCGACGUUUGGUCUUUUGGAAUACUUUUAUGGGAGAUUAUAACUAUGGGUGGUACUCCUUAUCCGGGAAUACCCACGCAUGAUAUUAUGGACAUGUUAAAAGUUGGCUACAGAAUGAAAAAACCUGACAAUUGCAGAGAUGAAUUAUAUUAUCUAAUGUGUAAAUGUUGGGAUGAACAACCCAGCAGUCGUCCAUCGUUUACAGAGCUCAGAAAAUCGCUUGAUGAACUACUAGUUUUACAUUCAAAUUAUGUGAAUUUAGAUAAACGAAGCAUUUAUAAAGAAAAAGAGGUUAUAGUUGAGAACAUAAAACCGCUAAAGAGGUAGAAUUAACUGUUUAUGCUCUGGAGCGAUACAGUAUUACACUUUUUAAUUUAAACAUAGAGGUACAUUCAGAAACUAUAAAUAUAAGUGAUUUUGUGUCUUAAGCCAUUAGAUGCUACUUACCAAAUGUACAGUUAAAAGGGCUAUUUGGAUGUUACUAAAGUGGAUAUGGGAAAUAUUAAUCCCUUAGAGAAUUUUAGUAAUAUAUACCUAAGAUAUACUAUUCUUAAGAAAAAGUUUAUAAUCUAUUUUGAAGGCAUACCCAAUAAUUGCUGCUGCAACACAACAUUUAACACAGAUAAAGAAGGAAAAUAGAAAGAUUUUACAAGAAUUCCUAUCAUAGACACACAUGUACGAAAGAAAAAAACGUCACUAAAAAGAAAAAUAACAAA